Messenger RNA from Stegostoma tigrinum, 652 nucleotides. RefSeq names its product dispanin subfamily A member 2b-like. The coding region runs from base 61 to 447 and encodes 128 amino acids. NCBI's taxonomy places the organism in Eukaryota, Metazoa, Chordata, Chondrichthyes, Orectolobiformes, Stegostomatidae. The transcript is spliced from 2 exons. Gene Ontology annotation, cellular component: plasma membrane. The record is from RefSeq and is a predicted model, not a curated record.
AUAACCGAGUCCCAGAGAGGAUCACAUGCAGUUUGCUGUCUCGUUCUGACCACCACAGAAAUGGAAUACAGAAGUGACCAAAUGGCAGUGAACCCUUGCCCUUACCCUUACCAGGAACAAAAGCAGUACGGCCAGGCGAUGACCAGCACCGUCGUGAACGUAGGACCGAAUGUGUCCUCGGUCCGGGAUCAUUUCCUCUGGUCCAUGUUCAACUUCUUCUAUCUGAAUUUCUGCUGCCUCGGCUCCAUGGCGCUGGUGUUCUCGGUUAAAAGCAGAGAUCGGAAAGUCGUGGGAGAUGUAGAAGGAGCAAAGAACUAUGGAUCUACAUCACGAAGUCUCAACAUUGCAUCCACAACACUGAGCAUCCUUGUCAUCAUAAUCAUCAUUGCAUUACUCAUUGGUGGCAUAAUAAGCAUUCCGUCACACCGUGGAUAUAACAUGGGUUAAAAUAGCCUAAAUCAAUAGGCUCAUUGCUUUAUUCACCAUGAUUGGUGUUGCUUUGUAACCAAACUCCUUUCAUGCAUUCUGUUAUUCAUUUCUGUCAAUAAUGUUUCUGUAGUGCUGACAUGUUUAAAGUUAUGACAUCUCAGUUAGACAGAUUUAUUUUCUUUAUGCUCUGUCUGUGUUAAUAAAACAAUUGAUGGUAGACCUA